This is a messenger RNA of Ornithorhynchus anatinus (platypus), 9378 nucleotides long. RefSeq names its product SLIT and NTRK like family member 3 (gene SLITRK3). Gene Ontology annotation, biological process: positive regulation of synapse assembly; axonogenesis; regulation of presynapse assembly. Gene Ontology annotation, molecular function: protein binding. Gene Ontology annotation, cellular component: GABA-ergic synapse; postsynaptic density membrane. The record is from RefSeq and is a predicted model, not a curated record. The transcript is spliced from 2 exons. The coding region runs from base 701 to 3685 and encodes 994 amino acids. NCBI's taxonomy places the organism in Eukaryota, Metazoa, Chordata, Mammalia, Monotremata, Ornithorhynchidae.
CCUCCCCAGGGACACGAGGAAAGGAUACGUCGGGAAGCGAAGUGGGAGGCGUUUUUCGCUUCGCCUCCCGUGGACUGAAGGAGACUCCGGGCAGGGGCUGCACGGUGAGAGGAGUGACAUCCUUUGGAAAGGUGGCGGGGAGGGGGAAAAAGAAAAAAAAAAAGACCAAAAAACCAAGCAGAAACGUUUGAGAGAACAGUACUCCCGGGGACCCAGGACUUCACGCUAUCUGCGAGAAGCUGAGCCUGAAAAUAAAGCGAAUGCCGUCCUUGGAAACUUAAAACCCUCCGGCGGUGGAGGACCUUCGAAGAUCCUUUCGAUCGUCUUUCAAUCGUAUGCAUCGAGCGCUUACUCUGUGCAGAGCACUGGACUAAGCGCUUGAAGAUGGGGCCGGGUUUCCAGCUGGGAGGACCACGGCGGUAGGUGCGUGCAAAGCUUUCCUAAGGGUAGCCUGCGACCGUUUCCCCCUUUAGCUCGUCUGCAAGACUCCGAGGUGGAAAGCCUGAAAAAAAGGAUUACAAGCCUCAUCCUGGUGGCAUCUCUAAAAGUUGCCGGCCGGAGGAAGAGAAAGCGCCAGGCUCUAGCCUUCUGGAUACAAUGCAUCUUCCUCAAGAGUUCGCGUCUCGCCCGGAUCGGCCACUCAGAGCAAAUCCCGGAGAUCCUUAGCCCUCUGCGUGGAUAGUUUUGUAAGCAACCGCAAAUGAUGAAAUCUUCUACGGCAGAAGCUUUCCAUAAAGGAAGGAUGUUGUGGAUAAUUCUUCUAAGCACAAUUUUUGCUCUAGGAUGGACUACCCCAAUCCCCUUGAUAGAGGACUCAGAGGAAAUAGACGAGCCUUGCUUUGAUCCAUGUUACUGUGAAGUGAAAGAAAGCCUUUUUCAUAUACAUUGUGACAGUAAAGGAUUUACAAAUAUUAGUCAGAUCACAGAGUCCUGGUCGAGACCUUUUAAACUUUAUCUGCAGAGGAAUUCCAUGAGGAAACUGUACACCAACAGUUUCCUCCACUUGAACAAUGCUGUAUCUAUUAACCUUGGGAACAACGCACUGCAGGACAUUCAGUCGGGAGCCUUCAACGGCCUUAAGGUUUUAAAGAGGUUAUACCUGCACGAGAAUAAAUUAGACAUCUUCCGAAACGACACUUUCCUGGGCUUGGAAAGUCUGGAAUACCUGCAGGCCGACUACAACGUCAUCAAGCGCAUCGAAAGCGGGGCGUUUCGAAACCUGAGCAAGUUGCGGGUUCUCAUCUUGAACGAUAACCUCAUCCCCAUCCUUCCCACCAAUCUCUUUAAGGCCGUGUCUCUGACCCACCUAGACCUCCGGGGAAACAGGCUAAAGGUACUCCCUUACCGGGGAAUGCUGGAUCACGUUGGCAGGACCCUGAUGGAGAUCCAGCUGGAAGAAAACCCCUGGAACUGCACCUGCGAGAUCGUGCAGCUGAAGACCUGGCUGGAACGCAUCCCUUACACGGCCCUGGUGGGAGACAUCACCUGCGAAACCCCCUUCCACUUCCACGGUAAGGACCUGCGGGAGAUCAGAAAGGCGGAACUCUGUCCCCUGCUGACAGAGUCGGAGGUGGAAGCCAGCCUGGGGAUCCCUCAGCUGUCCUCGAGCAAGGAGAACACCUGGCCCACGAAGCCCUCCUCGAUGCUGUCCUCGGUCCACUUCACCGCCUCUUCCGUCGAAUACAAGUCCUCCAACAGGCAGCCCAAGCCCACCAAACAGCCCCGGACGGCCAAGCCUCCACCGACGUCCCGGGGCCCGUACCCGGGGCCCAACCAGCCGCCCGUGGCCGCCUACCAGACCCGCCCCCCCAUCCCCAUCAUCUGCCCCACGGGCUGCAUCUGCAGCUUGCACAUCAAUGACCUGGGCCUGACGGUCAACUGCAAAGAGCGGGGGUUUAGCAACAUAUCGGAGCUCCUCCCAAGGCCCCUGAACGCCAAGAAGCUGUACCUGAGCAGCAACCUGAUUCAGAAGAUCUACCGGUCCGACUUCUGGAACUUCUCGUCUCUGGAGCUCCUGCACCUGGGGAACAACCGCAUUUCCUACGUCCAGGACGGGGCCUUCAUCAACCUGCCCAACCUGAAGAGCCUGUUCCUCAACGGCAACGACAUCGAGAGGCUCACGCCGGGCAUGUUCCGAGGCUUGCAGAGCCUGCACUACCUGUACUUCGAGUUCAACGUCAUCCGGGAGAUCCGUCCGGCGGCCUUCAGCCUCAUGCCCAACCUGAAGCUGCUCUUCCUUAACAACAACCUGCUGCGGAAGCUGCCCACGGACGCCUUCGCGGGGACCUCGCUGGCCCGGCUCAACCUGCGCAAGAACUACUUCCUCUACCUGCCCGUGGCCGGGGUCCUGGAGCACCUCAACGCCAUCGUGCAGAUCGACCUCAACGAGAACCCCUGGGACUGCACCUGCGACCUGGUGCCCCUGAAGCAGUGGAUGGAGACCAUCAGCUCCGUCAGCGUGGUGGGCGACGUCCUCUGCGGGAGCCCCGAGAACCUCACCCGCCGCGAUGUGCGCACGGUCGAGCUGGAAGCGCUCUGCCCGGAGAUGCUGCGCGGGGCCGGCGCCUCCCCAGCCCUCCCGGGGGCGGGCCGGCCAGCGGCCGGGGGGCCCACCGGCGCUUCGCCCUCGGAGUUCUCGCCGCCCGGGGGUCCCGUGCCCCUCUCCGUACUGAUCCUCAGCCUGCUCGUGCUCUUCUUCUCUGCCGUCUUCAUCGCGGCAGGCCUCUUCGCCUUCGUCCUCCGCCGGCGCCGCAAGAAGCUGCCCUUCCGCAAGCGGCAAGAGGGCGUGGACCUGACGGGCAUCCAGAUGCAGUGUCACCGGCUCUUCGAGGACGGCGGCGGGGGCGGCGGGGGCGGCGGGGGCGGCGGGGGCGGCGGGGGCGGAGGCCGUCCCAGCCGGGGUUCGCCCGAGAAGGCUCCCCCCGUGGGCCAUGUGUACGACUACAUCCCACACCCGGUCACCCAGAUGUGCAACAACCCCAUCUACAAGCCCCGGGAGGAGGAGGAGGAGGCGGAGGCCGAGACGGGGGCCCAGGAGGCCGGCGGUCCCGAGCGGGGCGGCGCUGGGCCUCAGCCUCCUCGGGCCGGGGAGCUCCUGCUGGGAGAGGACCAGUUUUCCGAGACGGCCAAGGAGAACCCCAGUAACUACCGGACCUUGCUGGAGAAGGAGAAGGAGUGGACCCUGGCCGUAUCCAGCUCCCAGCUCAACACCAUAGUGACCAGGAACCACCACCACCCCGCACACCCUCACCGCCCCGCCGGGGGGGGCAGCGGUGGCGGGGCAGGGGUGGUGGGGAGCGUGGCGGGAGACUUGGCGGGGUUCCGCCACCAUGAGAAGAACGGCGGUGUGGUGCUCUUCCCCCCGGGGGGAGGCUGUGGGGGCGGCGGCGGAGGCGGCGGGUUCCUCGACCGGGAGAGACCCCAGCCAGCCCCCUGCAUGGUGGGCUUCGUGGACUGCCUCUACAGCACAGUGCCCAAGUUGAAGGAACUGCACGUCCACCCUCCUGGCAUGCAAUAUCCAGACUUACAGCAGGACGCCAGGCUCAAAGAAACCCUUCUCUUCUCGGCUGGAAAGGGCUUCUCAGACCACCAAACCCAAAAAAGCGAAUACCUCGAGUUAAGGGCCAAACUCCAAACCAAGCCGGAUUACCUCGAAGUCCUGGAGAAAACAACCUAUAGGUUCUGAAUGGGGAAGGAAAAAAAAAAGUUAGCGCUUUUAAAAAAAAAUGAAAUAAAUAUUUCCCUACCCUCCCCCACCCCACCCGCCCCCCGCCAACCGGCCCCGAUCGAGCCUCCUCUAUCCUUACCCCUCUCCCACCCCGACAAAACAAAUCCGCAUGAUAACUAGAGAAUACAGAUGUGUGCUCUCCCCCUCCCGGAUGUGUUUCGGAGGAAGGGUCAUACUCAGAUCAUUAAUCAAUGAAGUGCCUUCGCAGACUUUUGCCAGCAAAUGUUAUCAAUCAUUAUUUUUUUAUACUGAAACUUGAGACUUUGACUGUGCCAUGUAUAAGGUAUAUCGAGGAUCUUUGUAUCGAUCCUAAUUGAGUAAAAUUCUCUGUGUCUUUUUUUGCAGUAAUUUACUUUUUUCUUUUUUUCUUUUUUUUUCCUUUUGGGGUUUACUUUUGUUUUGAGGGGAGGGGGGAAAAGAUAGCAUUGUGGCUGUCUUUCUUCUCACCCAUCAUGGCACAGAUUCUGUACAUGUAUUGAUGAUGCAGUUUGCUGCAUGCCUGGAAACUGCAAGAGGGGGAGGGAGGGGGCGGGUCUUGCUCGAAUGUUCUCAGUCACUCUCUUGUCUCUCUCGCUCUCUCUCCCGCACACACACACUCAGACACGUGCACACACACACACACAAACACACAUACAUGCACAAUUCCCAAUCCACUGCUUUUGCUUCUCUCUCCCCCUCCAUAAUCUCCAUCCCUCCUCUCUUCGCCUCACCCCCUCACCCAUCCUUAACAAUCCAACAGGCCACAUGCUCGGACCCCCCCGCCCGUUUUCCUCCCCCAUCCCCACUCUUCACCAAAUCACCGCAGCAUUUUUUCCUUCCCAUCCGCUGGGGGAAGUUCCAUUCCAGCCCCAACCCAUCCCCAGCGACCAACUUAAAGGAUGUGAUACACAGCGCGCACCUAGGGAUAAGCCACCUCUUUGUGACACUCCAUCCUAACGCCAAGAUUUUUUGGAGGACAUCCGCACUUUCUUAUCUAUAUAUAUAUUAAAAAUAUAUAAAAAAAGCAACUGGAAUAUAUCACUAACAGCUUUGUAGGAAAGCACUUUUAAUGUUUUCGCGCUCACACACACACACAAAGAUUCAAAAACAAUGUGCAUAUAUUUAUUCUGUAAUUUCAGUGACUAUAAAAAUUGUAAAGGUAAUGUUUAAUCAUUGUAUAGUGAUUAUGCGUCUGGUAUAGCUUUCCUAAUAAAAAGUUUUGAAAAAAAUACAUAUAUAUAUAUAGAGGAUAAAAGCUUGAACCUUAAACUUCAGCUAUGCCACUUCCUCCCUGCCCCUUUCUGAUUUUUGUUUGAUUUCCCACGUUACCGAAAGCUAUUUUAUGAUCAGUUCAAUGCACUGUGAUGUUGACAGAACCCUGCGAAACUUUUCUCUUGCCAGGAUGCCACUCGGGACUUUAAACAGAACAAAACAAAACAAAAAAAAAUCCGAUUUGCAAUCUGCUUCCCUUCCUCAUUUGCUCUGUGACAGUUUUAGUGACGGCAUUACCGUCGCCUCCUCGGGCUCCCACCGGGACAAAAGCAAAGCCCUUAAAUACGAAACGAGGAGCCGGCGAAAGGAUUGGAAACCAAUGCUCCCGAGGGCCGGGGGAUGCGGGUGGCGGGAUGAAGGGCAGGGAUGGAUCUGCGGUGUUUCUUAGACUUGCUCCGAUGGGAUCGCCUCGAAACCGCUCGUUGGGUUCCCCCAUCGGAGGCCUGACAGCUGUCAAAGUAGCCACUCUCCGACGACUGACUCUCUCUUCCACCCACUUGCUGCAACGGGAACCCGAGUUACAUUUGCACUAAAUGAGAGGAUGCUGCGCACAAUUGUUUUUUUUGGGGGGGGAGGGGGGAUAUGUCAUUAAAAAAGAUGUUGCAAAAUUGACUUUGAGAUCGACACCAUUUACAGCUCGCUGAAAUGUGAGUGAAACCAAAGAAAAUCGGAUUUUUUAGGUGUCGGUAUCGUGGUCUUGGAGAGAACAUUUAUUUCUAAGGGAGGAAAAAGGCUUCGGGAAGGCCUAGGGAGGGGCAGUAGUGACCCCAUUGUGCCAGGAGAGGGCGGCAGAGCUCUAGCCAUCACAGUUGCAGUUGGUGCUGCACAACCUUGCAGCUUGAGGCUCAGCGUGCUUUCCCGCUUGUGCCCCCUCAAGCUGCCCUUAAUAGAAAUCAUUACGUGUUGAAUGUAAUUCACCAGACGUCACUAAUGCCUUACAUUCAGAUUGAAAGGGGAAAAAAAAAACAAUUGGAGGAAUGUAAAAUCAGUUCUCUAGCUCUACGGCUGAUGAACUACUAGGUUUUGCCCUCAAGGAUGCCAAAUGAGAGACUAAAGGAUACAAUAUUUAUGUACCUCUCUCUGUUAUGUGGAUCGACAGAGAGGUGCAGAGAUACAGAAAAAAUGUCUACACACGGUCAUGUUCUCGUUCAAUCCAAAUGACACCUUUUUAGGGUGAAUUUUUAAUUUCGUCUCGCAUUCAAAAAUUUGUAUCCGACGCCCUGGUCCUUAAUGCUCUUCAGGCACAAUUUGUGGACUACUGUUAGAUGACAAAAUGUCCAGACUUCAUUGUGAUUCUAUUCAAAAUGACGCCCUUCCUAAUACCGAGGGUCCAGUCCUUUGAGUUCUACCAGAGAUUUUCCCUUUUCCGUUUUCUUGUUCCUUUCCUUUUCCCCCACCCCGACUCCACAUGCUCCAUAAUUCCUUUUCUUUUCAUACUUACUACUGUCCUUCUUGUUUCCUAUUUUCCUGUCCAUUUAUCACUCCUCUUUCCUUCUCCCUUAGUAUAGAGCCUUUACUAAGGACCGAAAAGCCCAUCCCAUCUCUUAAUCGUGUCGCUCUUGACACCGUUGUGAUCUAAGCCUGCUCAAGAAAGCUGUAAUCUGUGCCCCAUUUCCAGGAUAUAUUAGUUAUACAUGUUCAGAAACUCAGCUCUGUCAGAUCCUUCUAUACUACUUAUGGUGUUUUAUUACUGCUGCUUUCCUCACGAAUAGCAAUGUUUUAAUGGAUAGUAGAAAGCAUGCGCAUAUUUAAAAAAUCAAAGUGCAAGGCUAGAUACUUCUGAUGUUAAUCAUUAAAGUUUCAUUGAUAACACUACACGCAUGCAUAACAUGAACUAUAAUACAAAUCAGGUUAAAGUACAAUCCCUAGUGUUACUGGUGCUGUAUUCAUUUCCAAAAUGAGUGUUCAUAAGUCAUAUCAAGUACAAUAUAAGUCAUUCAUUAUGAACAAUGUUUAUAUUUAAUUUAAAGAACAGAAGACAAGAGUGUUAAAUAUAGGUUCUUAACUAUAGGUUCUAAUUUCAUUCCUGGUUGGGGAGUAAAUCUAUUUAUUCAGUGGAAAUAAAUUUAUUCUAUGACAAUGGAAUUUUGUAUUAAAAGAGAUAAUUUUUGGCUUAAGUGGAUUUUUUUUUCUGUUUAGGAAAUUUCGUUCUUUAUUGCAAUAUUCAAGUAAGCGGUGGCUGAAAUCAAUUUGGUUCCUCAGAAUAGUGUGGUGAUUGAUGUGUGUUUAGAAUUUUUUCAUGAUUUUACUGCUACACAAUUGAGGUCCCAUUUAAAGAAGUGAAACCUAUUUAUUCAUUUAUCUCUCUCUGCUACAGGAAGGCUGUUUAUAACUAACCUUAGCAGACCUACAUUGAUGGGAUUUGCUGUUGUUAUGAUAUUUUCAAAUUAUAGGAACGGUUAUAAAAUUGGAAAAUAAUUUGCAGGGCGUAGCAAUUUUCCCUCAUGGAUGAGCUGUUGAUUAGGAGAUAUCUAAUACACUGUUUUAGCUUAAUUCAGCAGUGGUACCGAUAAGUCGUGUGCCAAUUUCAGUUUGCUGUUUUUGUGGUUGCAGUCAUGUCUUUCCUUUGUUAUUCUGCAAUUCAUAGAAGAAGUACGCAGGAAAUAGGAAUGAUAAUUCUCAUAAAAGUGUAUAUAAGAAGUAAGAAAAACAAAAAAUGAUAAAUUACUCUGAGUUUUAUAAUUUUCGUAAGGAUUGCUAAUUUCAUCAGUUCUGCAGGAAAUGUGACACCCAUUAGUAUUUUAAAUGAUUUAAUUGAUUAUGCAGUUCAAGAAGAAAAUAAUUUGCUCAGUCAUCUGAGUACUCAUUUCAGCUAAUAUAAGAUAUGCUCCUAUUUUUCUGAAAUCUGGUCUAAAAAGGGAGAAACAUUAUUGCAGGGAGAAAGCUUUUUUAAAGACUUCAAAGGAAUCAGUAAGUAGACUCUAGCUGAUUCAAUUCAAGAUUAUAUCAGAGUACUUGGCAGUGAAGGAGCACUCUCUGUUUCAGUGCUUUUAGUUGAUUUGAUUUUAAACUAGCAAUUUAUAAACUUAUGGUCAGCUCAACAUCAUCGACUACAAAAAUUCAGGUCAACAGAACAAACCGCCUCAUUAUAAAAUUCAUCAAAAUUGUUCUGUGAAGGUACUGUAGGUCUUUCAAGGCUGUGGAAGCAAUAAUAUAUGCACAUACUUUGAAUAUAUAUGUAUUGUCCUUCAGUAAGAUAAAAAUAUAGAGGCACAAGUACAUUUGGUUUACUCAUAUGAAAAGUACAAAUGCACAGUAAGAAGCAUGAUGUACCAUGCUGUGGUGAUUGAUUUUACAUUUUUUUCUUGCAUUUAUGUAACGCCAGGAAAAGUGGUCCUGAAUGAAAUCGUCAGCCUUCGCUUUGUGCAUAUACGUAUGCAAAAGUGUCUUUGUUGUGAGUAUUCUGGAAUUUAAAAUUCUCCAUAUCUAGUGGAAUAUUUAAUUUUGUCAUGUCAUAAAUGAAAACUGUCUCCAAUCUCAGGCAAAUUGUGGUUUAUUUCCUCAAGAACCAUUAUUAUUAAAAUAACAAAUAGGCUUCUACCUUUCACCUAACAUUUUUGCAAAGGAGCUGGGAGCACUUAAUUCUAUUUUCAAAUUUUCCUUUUGGAGUGGAAUCUUUGCAAAUGGUAAACAAAAUUUUGCAUAGCUGAACUAAUGAGGCAAGGCUCUGGCCAUUAUGCUGCAUAUGCAGAAUAGGAAAAUGUUGCAGGUAAAAUAAAAAUAGAGCUAACUAGAAGAUUAGAUUUCCUAUGGGGACCUUCAUCAUCAAUUAUGAUGCUUUUAUAGAGCCCAUUAUUUUCGAUGUGUGCUAACCACAUACCAGACCUGCAACCCUUUACAUACGUGGCUUGGUGAAAACAAAAUGAAGAGAUAAAUUCAAUUUCUUUGGGAAAUAAAGGAGUUGCACUCCAAGCAGAAGUUAACAGCUUGACUGCUUUCUCUGUCUGCCCACAGAUUGUAUUGGCAGGGAUGCGUUUGGUUUUAGAAAAGUUGUUUGCUUGCUUUUUUUUUUCCUACUGCUAAGCUGCAGAUGAGUUUUCAAAUUGAUUUUGGAUUAUGAUUAAAAAAAAAAUGAUACUAUCUUGAGGGGUUUCAAAGCAAAGAUGUUUACAGGCAGGAGGUAUAAUAAAUGUAUGGGGUUGGCCCAACUUUGACACCUUGACAGUUUGACAGUGUUCCUUUGAAAAGUAAAGCAGGGAUGGAGAAUAAUAGAAGAUUGCAGACCUUGUUAAUUGUCACCAAAUGACAGUGCAAUCCGUCAAGUAUUUAGUGUGGGCAAACGUCAUCCUUGUUUCCAUGUUGCACAGUCCUUUGAAAUUGUGGUGAGUUACCAGAUUUUUGCAGUUUCAUGAGUCAUAAACCAAAUGUGAUCAAGUCAAUUAAAUAUGUUUAAUCAAAAA